AUGAAAAUGAUUUCAACUUUGAUGGAGUUUGUGAAUAAUCAAAACCGUAACAGACGAACACAAAAAGCACUAUACAAAAAGGUUGGAUCUAGAGAGAGAAAGUCGCUGAAGGAAGCUAUGUCUGUGGUGGAGUCAAGCUCUGCUACUACAGCGGAUCAGAGUAACGUUAAAGGGGUUCUUACACAUGGCGGUCGUUACGUUCAGUAUAAUGUGUACGGCAAUCUUUUCGAAGUUUCCCGGAAGUAUGUUCCUCCGAUCAGACCUGUUGGUAGAGGCGCUUAUGGAAUCGUUUGUGCUGCAACGAAUGCGGAGACACGUGAAGAAGUUGCCAUAAAGAAAAUUGGGAAUGCUUUUGACAACAGAAUAGAUGCGAAAAGGACUCUAAGAGAAAUUAAGCUUCUUCGUCACAUGGAACAUGAAAAUGUUAUUGCAAUCAAAGACAUCAUUCGGCCCCCACAGAAGGAAAACUUCAAUGAUGUUUACAUUGUUUAUGAGUUGAUGGACACGGAUCUUCAUCAAAUAAUACGCUCUAAUCAACCUCUGGCUGAUGAUCAUUGUCGGUAUUUUCUUUACCAAAUUCUAAGAGGACUGAAGUACGUUCAUUCGGCACACGUGUUGCAUCGUGAUCUAAAACCAAGCAACUUACUUCUGAAUGCAAAUUGUGACCUAAAAAUUGGGGAUUUUGGGCUUGCAAGAACCACUUCAGAAACCGAUUUCAUGACCGAGUAUGUUGUGACUCGAUGGUAUCGCGCCCCUGAAUUGCUCUUAAAUUGUUCAGAGUACACGGCCGCCAUUGACAUCUGGUCCGUCGGCUGCAUCCUUGGUGAGAUCCUCACUCGACAGCCCUUGUUUCCAGGCAAAGAUUAUGUUCAUCAGCUCAGACUUAUCACGGAGCUGAUCGGUUCGCCUGAUGAUGCAAGUCUUGGGUUUCUAAGAAGCGAUAAUGCAAGAAGAUAUGUGAGACAGCUUCCUCAGUAUCCAAGACAACAGUUCUCUGCAAGAUUCCCAAAUAAAUCCCCAGGAGCUUUAGAUCUGCUUGAAAAGAUGCUUGUAUUUGACCCAAACAGGCGUAUUACAGUUGAUGAGGCGUUAUGUCACCCGUAUUUGGCACCUCUUCAUGAAAUCAACGAUGAGCCGGUGUGCCCUCAUCCUUUUAGCUUCGACUUUGAGCAGCCUUCAUGCACUGAAGAACACAUCAAAGAGCUUAUUUGGAGGGAGUCUGUCAAAUUCAAUCCUGACCAUCCAAAUCACUGAGAUCUCAUCUCAUCUCUUGUACACCUACCUUACCAACAACAAGUUAUAUGCUAUAAUUACUGUAUUAUCCCUCCUCUUCACAUAGUCUUCUUUAUUACAACAACACAAAUAAAACAUAAUGGGCUUAUUGGCGUCUUUACUUUUUACAUCAUUUGUUUUUUUUUAAAUUUUUUUCUGAAUCCCCAUUUCUUGUAAUAUGAAGCCAUAGUUUUCUUUCUCCCUCAUUGCUCCCCCUUCCCAAUUCUCAUAAUAUUUGAUCACUGCCAAUUACUUGUUGCUUGUUUUCUUUCUCCUAUUCGUGACCAAUUUACAACUCUCACUGCAUAAACUACAACCUUAAAUGCAUCAUGUUUGACCAGCUGUGAAUGAAUGAUAUGUGCAAAUUUAGACAACAAACAUUGUUACCACGUUUGGAGGCAUUUUAGUAACAACACUUGUAGUAGAAUAUUUUAUGUUU
Messenger RNA from Lactuca virosa, 1711 nucleotides. The record is from the annotation of a GenBank genome assembly. NCBI's taxonomy places the organism in Eukaryota, Viridiplantae, Streptophyta, Magnoliopsida, Asterales, Asteraceae.